Rosa rugosa (rugosa rose) is the source of this 520-nucleotide messenger RNA. RefSeq names its product YTH domain-containing protein ECT2-like. Lineage: Eukaryota; Viridiplantae; Streptophyta; Magnoliopsida; Rosales; Rosaceae. Bases 20 to 520 code for a protein of 166 amino acids. The record is from RefSeq and is a predicted model, not a curated record. The transcript has 5 exons.
UGCAGGAGACUGUCACUCUAUGUUACCAGGCGCCGGAGGUUUUGCUUGGGUCCACAGAUUACUCAACUCGGCAGACAUUUGGGCCGUCAGCAGCAUCUUCGAAGCAGUAGAUUUGCUUCAGAAAUUGUCAUUAGAUUCGCAGACCAAGACCCUGGAAAUUCCAGAGCCUACAAAGAAGCCUUCUGUUAACCAAUAUGGGUCUAUUGAUUCUGGCAAUGCUGCAAAUGGUCAGAUCCAAUUUGAUCUCUCUGUGACUCCAAUGUCGACUGAUUUCAUGGAUCAAUCUUUCUCCUAUCUCCCAAAUGGUUAUCCAUCAACAGCCUAUUACUAUGGAGGCUAUGAUGGGACUGGCGACUGGGAUGAGUACUGGAGAUAUAUGAAUCCAGAGGGAGUAGAUAUGACUUCCGGGGUUUAUGGAGAUAACGGGUCUCUUAUGUACCACCAUGGUUAUGGGUAUGCACUGUAUGGGCCUUAUUCACCAGCAGCUUCCCCUGUCCCAUCUAUGGGAAAUGAUGGUUAG